AUGACUGCAGAUCUAGUACCCCGCCUGCGUCCACCAACCUGCGCAAAACCACCGGAAGGCUCAGAGAACAUCAUAAUAUCUAAGGAAGGUCCGCAUUCCUUCAAAAUUGCGCUUGUCGCAUCAGAAGCAUUGCAGAAGCCGGCUGAGCUUGCAACCUCGAUUGGAUAUGCCUUAUGGGACAUCAUUGGCUCGAGCCAUUUUGCGGACACCGCUGAAUUCACGAUUAGCUUGGACUUGGGCUCCUUCAGACAGCUCCCAGAGAUAUUUGAGAAUCUAUCGCUUGAAUUCGACUCGGUUAACCAAAAAUCAGCACUGAUUAGUCGCUCGUGGUGGUAUCAGCAACACGCUAUAUUUUCUUAUCCUCAUAAGAACGCUGCGCAAGGAAACAUCAGGGAUCUAGCUGAACGUAAAGAUUCUUCGGCUCGAGAACAUCCCGACAGGAUCCUACAGAGUCAACUGCCGCCACCUACUCAAACUAUAUAUGAGCGUUAUAUAGCGCAUCUGGACAGUUACUUUUGCUUGUCCAUCUUCGGCGAUUCGGAGCACGAUUUGGACCUCUUGCACAGUUGGUUGAACGACCCCAGGGUAGACGAAUACUGGAAAGACGCCGGGGACCGAGAGUUCCAUGUGGAAUGGUUGAGACAGCGCUACGAAGACAAGCACGUUUUGCCUGUCUUAGGAUCCUACCGGGGUACGAAUGGCGCCGACCGAAAUGUCAUUGAGCCGUUUGCAUAUUAUGAAAUAUACUGGGCUGCUGAGGACAAAAUUUCCCGAGCAUAUACUGCAGACGCGUUUGAUAGAGGUAUUCAUAUGUUGGUUGGCUCCUCAGCGCACCGAGGCCCACACCGAGUGCGCUCCUGGCUGCCUUCCUUACUCCACCACAUCUUCAGUGACGAUCCUCGGACGCAAAGAAUCCUUUCGGAGCCAGAUCACCGGAACCUUAAAAUGAUCUCUUACCUUGAGAAAUACGGAUUUAAAAAGAUGAAAGAAUUCGACAUGGGUCACAAGAUCGCAGCGAUAAUGGUCAUCGAGAGAGAAGCGUUUUGGAAAAAUUGUCCAUUGUGA
This is a messenger RNA of Puccinia triticina, 1065 nucleotides long. RefSeq lists its product as uncharacterized. Gene Ontology annotation, biological process: siderophore biosynthetic process. The record is from RefSeq and is a predicted model, not a curated record. Bases 1 to 1065 code for a protein of 354 amino acids. Lineage: Eukaryota; Fungi; Basidiomycota; Pucciniomycetes; Pucciniales; Pucciniaceae. The transcript is spliced from 2 exons.